AUGUCAGCAAACGACUCUUCUCCCCCAUCCUUACAGAAGUUUUCCCCACCUACAUGUCAUGCUGCUGCACCACACACCCCAAGUUUGUCUUCAAGUCCCCAGUCGGGGCUCUCCAGUCGACUGUCCAAUGGCAGUUUCAGUACCCAGAGCCUUACCAACUCCCGAGGCUCUAUGCAUGGGGUCUCUUUCCUUCUGCAGAUUGGUCUCACUCGAGAGACUGUCACCAUUGAAGCUCAGGACCUGUCCCUCUCUGCUGUUAAAGACCUCGUGUGCUCUAUAGUUUACCAGAAGUUCCCAGAGUGUGGUUUCUUUGGCAUGUAUGACAAAAUUCUCCUCUUCCGUCAUGACCUGAACUCAGAUAAUAUUUUGCAACGAAUUACAUCAGCAGAAGAGAUACAUGAGGGAGAUCUUGUUGAGGUUGUGCUCUCUGCUUUGGCUACAGUUGAAGAUUUCCAGAUUCGUCCUCAUGCACUUUAUGUGCAUUCCUACAAGGCUCCUACUUUCUGUGACUACUGUGGAGAGAUGCUUUGGGGUUUGGUACGACAAGGAUUAAAAUGUGAAGGUUGUGGGUUGAACUACCAUAAGCGAUGUGCCUUCAAGAUUCCAAAUAACUGCAGUGGAGUGAGAAAGAGGCGUCUGUCUAAUGUGUCUUUACCAGGAGCAGGGCUUUCAGUUCCAAGACCAGCACAAGCUGAAUACACAUCCUCUGCCUCUGAAGAACGCUGCUGCCCAGAACCUAGUAAGAGGAUUCCUUCCUGGAGUGGCCGACCCAUCUGGAUGGAAAAGAUGGUGCUUUGCAGAGUAAAGGUUCCACACACCUUUGCCGUUCACUCGUACACUCGCCCCACCAUAUGCCAGUAUUGCAAACGUCUCCUCAAGGGACUCUUCCGCCAAGGAAUGCAGUGUAAAGAUUGCAGAUUCAACUGUCACAAACGCUGUGCAUCUAAAGUACCUAGAGAUUGUCUUGGAGAGGUGAUUUUCAAUGGAGAACCUGCUAGCCCAGGUCAGGACUUGGACAUGCCAAUGGAAGUUGAUAGCAGUGAAAUGAACAGCGAUGGUAGUCGAGGUCUAGAUGAUACUGAAGAGCCCUCUCCUCCAGAGGACAAAAUCUUCUUUAUGGAUCCAUCUGACCUUGAUGCAGACAAGGAUGAGGAAGCUGUCAAAACCAUUAGUCCUUCAACAAGCAAUAAUAUUCCUCUCAUGAGAGUUGUACAGUCGAUCAAGCACACAAAGAGGAAGAGCAGUACAAUGGUAAAGGAAGGAUGGAUGGUCCACUAUACUAGUAGAGACAAUCUGAGAAAAAGACAUUACUGGAGACUGGACAGCAAAUGCCUCACGCUAUUUCAAAAUGAAUCUGGAACAAAAUACUACAAGGAGAUUCCACUUUCAGAAAUUCUCCAGGUGACUCAGCCUCGAGAUUUUUCAAACGUGGUGCAGGGCAGCAACCCAUACUGUUUUGAGAUCAUCACUGACACGAUGGUGUACUUUGUUGGCGAAAACAAUGGCAGCAGUCAUCACAGUCCUGUUCUUGCUGCCACCGGAGUUGGACUUGACGUAGCUCAGGGCUGGGAGAAGGCCAUUCGUCAGGCUUUGAUGCCAGUCACUCCUCAAGCUAGCAUUUGCACUGCUGCAGGACAAGGAAAAGAUCACAAAGAGUUAUCUCUAAGCAUCUCUGUUUCAAAUUGCCAGGUCCAGGAGAAUGUGGAUAUCAGCUCUGUGUACCAAAUAUUUGCUGAUGAAGUGCUGGGUUCUGGUCAGUUUGGUAUUGUAUAUGGAGGAAAGCAUAGGAAGACUGGAAGAGAUGUAGCUAUCAAAGUCAUUGACAAGAUGAGGUUUCCAACAAAACAGGAAAGUCAGCUUCGUAAUGAAGUAGCCAUUCUCCAGAAUUUGCACCACCCUGGGAUCGUGAACCUGGAAUGUAUGUUUGAAACCCCAGAACGUGUCUUUGUGGUGAUGGAAAAGCUGCAUGGGGACAUGCUAGAAAUGAUUCUUUCCAGUGAGAAAAGUCGACUUCCAGAACGAAUAACUAAGUUCAUGGUCACUCAGAUACUUGUUGCUUUGAGGAAUUUACACUUCAAGAAUAUUGUGCACUGUGAUUUAAAACCAGAAAAUGUACUGCUAGCAUCAGCAGAGCCAUUCCCUCAAGUGAAGCUCUGUGAUUUUGGCUUUGCACGUAUCAUUGGUGAAAAAUCUUUCAGGCGCUCUGUAGUGGGUACACCUGCUUAUCUUGCCCCUGAGGUUCUCAGGAGUAAAGGUUACAACCGCUCUCUAGACAUGUGGUCAGUAGGAGUUAUUGUCUAUGUGAGCCUUAGUGGUACAUUCCCAUUUAAUGAAGAUGAGGAUAUAAAUGAUCAGAUUCAAAAUGCAGCAUUUAUGUACCCACCAAAUCCUUGGAAGGAGAUUUCUAGUGAAGCUAUUGAUUUAAUAAACAAUUUGCUUCAAGUGAAGAUGAGAAAACGUUUCAGUGUUGACAAAUCCCUUAGUCAUCCAUGGUUACAGGAUUAUCAGACUUGGCUUGACCUCAGAGAGUUUGAAACGCGCAUUGGAGAGCGUUACAUUACCCAUGAGAGUGAUGAUGCACGCUGGAAGGAACAUGCUUAUGAACACAACCUAGAGUACCCCCAGCAUUUUAUUAUGGCUCCUAAUCCAGAUGACAUGGAAGAAGACCCUUGAUUUAUUCAUUAUCCUAAGUUUCAGCAAAGAAGGACACUUCAGACAGAAACCGAAGAUAAGUUUUGGAACAACUUGUUGCUCUUUCCGAAUGCUGUACAUGUAAUUUGCUGUACAAAGCCCCAGA
Chaetura pelagica (chimney swift) is the source of this 2797-nucleotide messenger RNA. RefSeq names its product protein kinase D3 (gene PRKD3). Bases 1 to 2673 code for a protein of 890 amino acids. The record is from RefSeq and is a predicted model, not a curated record. The transcript is spliced from 18 exons. NCBI's taxonomy places the organism in Eukaryota, Metazoa, Chordata, Aves, Apodiformes, Apodidae. Gene Ontology annotation, molecular function: ATP binding; protein serine/threonine kinase activity. Gene Ontology annotation, biological process: protein phosphorylation.